AGGAGACAGAUGGGGCCAGACUCUCUCGCGCUCUCUCUGUGUCUGUCUGUGAGCUUCUGUUUAUUUACCGCUGAGCGCCACGGUCUCUUGGCCUGACUAAGAAGCAGCGAGAGAAGAGGAGAAACAGUAUGACGGCCCUCCGGAUUCUGUCUGUGUCUGCACUGAUGUGUCAGAUGUCCAUCACUGCGUCUCUGCACUGGAGGAAAGCUCUGUUCCCAUCAGCCCUCAGAGUGAAGCGAGGGACGCCAGCGCUGCUCAACCCCACGUUUCAGAAAUCAGCGGAGGACGCCAGCCUUCUGUAUGAGGUGUUGUGGUCGGGAGGGCACAUGGAUGCGGAGGACGGGACGCUCCACAUAUCUGAUCACGAGCUGGCGUCCAUGAGGAAGCUGGAGGUUCUGGAGGUCCUGUGUGAGGACGUGCUUCCCAGAAGCCUCUCUGAGAUCCAGCGGCUCAGUGCUCAGCUGGAGCAGCACCGUGGCUCACUGCAGAUGGACGACUUUGAGCGCACCGUCCUCACGAUGGUGUUCACCGCUCAACAACUGCCACACACCAGCCCCGGCCACCAGAGGGAGCUGUGGGCGAACGCACUCCUACGACUCUAUAAAGCCAUUAAAGGAGACCUGCGGCCUGCAGAUGACUGACUGAGAGACUCACAUCACAUGCAGUGCUUCUCAACCGGGGGCUGUCCCAGCUAACAGGGAACGUUCUGGCAUGGUUCUCUGAAAGCUAUGAACAAAGUUCCUCCAGUCGCACUCGUUCAAAGUGAUCUGGUCUUUAAUAAGAUGAUCAAAACAUUUGCACAUUAUAUAUUCGUUGCUCAUGGACGUUCUUCUGAAACCUUUUAGUUGGAGGUUCGUCUAACUUUUUAGAGUUUCAGAAAGUAAUGUUUCCGUAAUGUUUGCAAAAUGAUAAAAAUGGAACACACCCUUCAUCUUUUCUCUGACAUUCACUCAGAGAACCAAGAAAAAAAUGGAUGUUGAAAGAACAUUGAGAUAAUGUUUUUAUAACUAAUCUGGAAUGUUAGCAAAAUGUUACUUAAACAUAAUUUA
Onychostoma macrolepis is the source of this 1049-nucleotide messenger RNA. RefSeq names its product protein FAM180A. Bases 129 to 641 code for a protein of 170 amino acids. NCBI's taxonomy places the organism in Eukaryota, Metazoa, Chordata, Actinopteri, Cypriniformes, Cyprinidae. The transcript has 3 exons. The record is from RefSeq and is a predicted model, not a curated record.